Molecule: messenger RNA, 3432 nt
Organism: Aureobasidium subglaciale EXF-2481
Lineage: Eukaryota; Fungi; Ascomycota; Dothideomycetes; Dothideales; Saccotheciaceae
Exons: 2
Coding region: 1-3432 (1143 amino acids)
Biological process (GO): IRE1-mediated unfolded protein response; mRNA processing; protein phosphorylation
Cellular component (GO): IRE1-TRAF2-ASK1 complex
Molecular function (GO): RNA endonuclease activity; ATP binding; protein serine/threonine kinase activity
Source: RefSeq, a predicted model, not a curated record
AUGCCUCGUCGAAGACCUCCAGCACUGAGUCUCGGCAAUGCUCUGAUCUGCAUCUUCGUAUGGCUGCCUCUCAUAGCCACUGCUCAGCAGCAGCAGUCUGGCAGCAACAAUGCCAACCUCCGCAAACGCCCACAGCUCAGCAACUCGCGCUCCUCGCCAGAACUGAGAUCUACCCACAACCACAAACACCUUAAAGACACCGCAAUCGACCCUUCAAUCGAGCGCGCCCUUGCGACUUUUGCUCCAGCCGACUCACUCCCGGCCGUCCGAGCACCUCCUGCACGAUCAUCGGCCUCGUCCGGUGCUCUCUCUUCGCGACACCCGGCGCGGUCUCUGCAGGAUUGGCAAGUCGAGGAUAUUAUUCUCCUGGCGACCGUUGAUGGAAAAUUACACGCACGCGACCGCAGAACCGGCGCCCCACGAUGGGAGAUUGAGGCUGACAGGCCCAUGAUCGAGACCGUCUACCAUCACAACGACUCUGAUCCCGAGUCUCAACCCGAGACCAGUCUCAUCUGGAUCGUCGAGCCCUCUCAAGACGGAAGCCUGUACGUCUACUCCUCGGAGCCACAGAACGGCAUGCAGAAACUAGGCUUGUCUGUCAAGCAGCUCGUUGAAGAAUUGUCUCCCUACGCCGGCGAAGACCCUCCCGUGGUUUACACCGCCGACAAGAAGAAUACUUUGUACACAGUCGACGCAUCCAAUGGAAAGAUCCUCAAGAUGUUCAGCUCAAGCGCUUCCACUUUUAGCAACGAUCAAAACUGUCGCCGCGUUGACGGUCUUGGCUCACUUGAAGACAACGAAUGCGAGACGAUCGGAACCCUUACCUUGGGCAGAACAGAAUACACCGUUUCGAUCGCAGAUAAGAUGACUGGCAACCCCAUCUGCACCAUCCGUUACUUUGAAUGGGGUCCCAACAACCGCGACAAGGAUUUGCACAACCAAUACGCUUCUACCAUGGACAGCAAAUACAUCUACACACAGCAUGAUGGCAGUGUCGUCGCUGUCGACUACAGAGAAACAAGCCGCUUCGGCAACUCCAUCCUAUACAAGCAAAAGUUCUCGUCACCCGUAGCUCGCGUGUACGACAUUGUUAGACCGCUUGACGAAGAAGAUCUAGAUGCUUCGCUUGUCAUUCUUCCACAGCCCAUCGGUCCUGCUGGAGAUGAUACAAUUGAGCAAGACAAGGUCUUCGUCAACUGCACCGAGUCCGGCAGUUGGUACGCAAUGUCCGAGCUCAGGUAUCCUACCGUCACCGACGGCGCCUCGAACGCCGUUUGCUACACGCAGGGAUAUGCGCUUCCAGCGGGCAUCUUCAAUCCGGCUAAGCAAAGAGCAAGUCUGGUCGGUAUUCACCCUCUUCACCCAAUGAGUCAGGACCAGAGCGAAAUACUCACUAUUGGCGGUCCUGAUCAAUCGGUCCUCGGAUCUCCAAAUGCCUACAACACGGAUAAUGCCCAAGUAAUGCUACCCAAUGCAGUGAAUGCUUGGGCGGGACUCACGUCAUCGGGACUAAUCGCCUUGCUUGCCCUUGUGGGAUUGUUCGCUAUUGUGUCUCGAUGGGUCGACGUGCAAAAAGUCAUACAGCGUCAGGCUCCCGAGCCUAUCAAGAUGAAAGAGGCGCCUAUUCCUGUGACUUCCGGACCCAGCGAGAUUGUGCGAUUCCCAGAACCUGCGCAGGAGACCAUUUUCCCUCAAGGAGAAGGUGAAGCAGAAAAGAUCACGGAGCCGGAACCUGUCGCGGAAGUGCCGGUUGAGGCCAAAGUCGACUCGCCAGCCCGUGCCUCAACUCCGACACCGCCAGAAGUGGACACACCUGCAGAAGAUCAGACCCCUGUCAAGCCCAAGAAGAAGGCCACCCGUGGUGUUCGAGGUGGCAGAAAAGCCAAGGAAAAGAGAGCGGAACAACUCGAAGCACAACAACGUCGCCGUGAAAACAGUCAAAGCAACAGCGACAAGGAAAACAAUGGCGUCAUCGCAACACCUGGUCCGAAGGCUCUCUCGAAAAUUGAUGGUAUGGACGUCAUCAGUGUUGACGCUUCUGAAAGCCCCAACGUAUCUGGCAAGAUUCAAAUCAACAACCUCACCAUUGAUACAGAUCGGAUCAUCGGGCACGGAAGUGCAGGAACAUGCGUGUUUGAGGGCAAAUUUGAGGGUCGUGAGGUGGCGGUGAAACGUAUGCUUUCGCAGUAUUACGAGCUGGCUUCACAGGAGGUGUCUUUCCUUCAGCAGAGCGAUCAUGACAAGAACGUGAUCCGUUACUACUGUCAGCAAAAGGAUCAACACUUCCUGUACAUCGCUGUUGAACUUUGCCAAGCAAGUCUGUGGGAUUUGUUCAAUCUCCCUGAUACUCGCGAUGAAAUCCGCUACCAACAGCUUCAGUCACUGGCUCAAGCUGUUCAACGCGACGCCCGUGGCGCUCUCUAUCAGCUUGCGAAAGGACUUUACCACCUUCACGAUCUUCGCAUCAUCCAUCGAGACAUCAAGCCCCAAAACAUUCUCAUUGCCUUCCCGAAGCCAAAUAGACCCAACGAGCUUCGUCUGGUCAUUUCAGAUUUCGGCCUGUGCAAGACUCUUCCAGAGAAUGUCAGCACUUUGAUUGACCCUACAAGUAAUGCUGGUACCUGUGGAUGGAAGGCGCCAGAGCUCAUCUCGCAACCCAAGGAUACAGCCUCUAAUAAUGGCCACAGUAACAUUUCACAUCCUGGUACUAGUGAAAGCUCCACCGGCGGAACAAUGGGAGGUGUCAAGCGAGCAGCAGAUAUCUUCUCUCUCGGAUGCCUGUUUUUCUGGGUUUUGACUGGCGGCGAUCAUCCCUACGACGACAAAGAAGGCUGGAUGCAAAUGCGUGAACUCAACAUCAAGAAGAACAAUCUCCAAAACAUGCACAAGCUCGACCUAGGCUCCGACACCGAAGAGCCACGCCAGCUGAUCACUGCGAUGUUGGCCCACAACCCCGAAGACCGUCCUUCAGCUCAACAAGUGCUCUGCCACCCCUUCUUCUGGUCCUCCAAGAAACGUCUCGAUUUCCUCUGUGACGUAUCCGACCACUUCGAGCACGAACCCCGCGACCCACCAUCCCCACACCUCUGCUACCUAGAAUCUUACGCCGACAUGGUAAUCGACGCCAAAAAGGACAAGGACUGGCAACGCAAACUCGACCGCAUGUUCCUGGACACUCUCGGCAAGCAACGUAAAUACAACGGCGCCAAAAUGCUGGAUCUUCUCCGCGCGUUACGCAACAAGAAGAAUCAUUAUGAGGACAUGAGUGCGGACGUCAAGAAGAGGGUGGGAAGUUUGCCUGAGGGUUAUCUGGGGUACUUUACUAUUAGGUUCCCGAUGUUGGUUAUGGCUUGUUUUUGGGCGAUCAAAGAUUGUAGGGUUGAGGGGAAUGCAAGAUUUAGGGGGUACUAUAGUGUUGGAGAGCAGGAGUGA